Messenger RNA from Aspergillus wentii DTO 134E9, 1791 nucleotides. Its product is annotated as transcription factor TFIIIB subunit BDP1. Gene Ontology annotation, molecular function: TFIIIC-class transcription factor complex binding; RNA polymerase III general transcription initiation factor activity. NCBI's taxonomy places the organism in Eukaryota, Fungi, Ascomycota, Eurotiomycetes, Eurotiales, Aspergillaceae. The record is from RefSeq and is a predicted model, not a curated record. The transcript has 2 exons. Gene Ontology annotation, cellular component: transcription factor TFIIIB complex. Gene Ontology annotation, biological process: transcription by RNA polymerase III; RNA polymerase III preinitiation complex assembly. Bases 1 to 1791 code for a protein of 596 amino acids.
AUGAAAUCCUUUUCAAGUUCUGCCAUCAAUAAGUCGGGCAAGAAGUUUGCCCCAAAGGCGCCAAUUCGACGCGCCCCGGCUGCCUCAUCCUCAGCUCCUCCUAGAAGACCUAGUUUUGCGCAACAACAGCAAACUCCAUCUCAGCCUAGUCAACCCGUGAAAGAGACACCAAUUCCCGAGCCUGAGUCCUCUACUCUAGCUCCAGCUCCAACACCAGUGCCAGCCGCGGAGCCACCCGCUUUUACCGAAACACCGGUCGCUGAAUCUUCAGCCCAAGAGCUGAAAGCACCACAGCCCGUGACAGCGAUUCCAGUACCCCGUCCGAAGCAAAAAGCUCCUAUAUCGGCGCUCUCUCCCACCGUUACCAAGUCUGUAUCUACGACCCCUCAACCUACCCCGCCCACACAGAACGCACCAACCGCCGAACCCACACCUAUCCAAUCUAUAGAAAAUGAACCCGAUAAUAGAAGAAAAGAGCCUGCUACCACCAAUAAAGUGCAAGUGCCAAAGCCGCGUGAUCGAUCCAGGGUAUCUCCAGUUCCAUCUGUAUCGCGUGGGCCUGCCGAACCUGCAACUGAAAUCCGUCCGUCCAAACGUCUCAAGACGACUACGGAAACUAGUGCAGUAGCUGGAGAGACACAGCCAACACCACCCCAGAUUUUAACACCCCCGGCUACACAGACAUCGGAAGCUGAGGGGAUUGCGGAUGGUCCUGAUCAGGUUGAAUCCCGUGCUACUUCGCAGUCGGCGACUGAGCAGGGUCGUAAAACGACAAAGCCAAGGUCCAAGCGGUCAACUAGAAGCGGUUCUAAUGAGAAUGCAAGAGGUACUGGGAGGCAAAGACGUCCACGGGCAGCACGUAAGCCCCGUGAACCAACUCCCGAGGGUGCGGAAACAGUGGAAAUUGCUCCAGCAAUGAUGAAAAUGUCGGAUCUAUGCAAAGACUUAAGGACAGGAAAGCUAUCCAAGAGAGAAACUGAAUUACGGAACAUGGAAAUUGCCGAGCAAGAGCGCAAAGAGAAAGCGCAGCAGGAGGGAGAAGCUGGGGAGCAGCAAACCCCAAUCAAGCAGAAUGGAGAUGCAGCAUCGCCGUCGGCAGCAGCGGCAGAAGAAGAUGGAUCAUUGGACAAAAAGCAACAGGCUGGGCCAGUUAUGCGAAUCGUGAAUGGAGAAAUUGUGCUAGAUACCGCAUCCCUUCAAGUGGAUCGUCACGCAGAUGCUGCACGGAACGUGGGAGAACUGGAGGAUGUGGUGGAAAACUCUCUCACCCGGAAGAUCAACCAGUCGACCUACGGAAAACGCUCGAAAACAGAAUCAUGGGAUGAGGAAAUGACCGACCUAUUCUACCGAGGGCUGCGCAUGUUCGGUACUGAUUUUAUGGUGAUCAGUAAAAUGUUUCCGGGCAGGUCGAGACGUCAAAUAAAGUUGAAGUUCAAUAAUGAAGAGCGAAAGGAUCCGCAAAGGAUAAAAGAAACCCUCAUGGGUCCACGAGAAACGAUUGAUAUUGCUACCUACUCGGAGAUGACCAACACGGUUUAUGAUGAUCCUAGAGCCAUCCAACGGGAACUUGAUGAGGAGAAGAAACAGAUUGAAGACCAACAUGCUAAAGAGAAGGAGGCUCAAGAGGAAUUGCUUCGCAACCCCGAUGGUGGAAAGGAUGCUAAUGCCGCCGCCGGCGACAAGGGCAAUGCCGCUGUCGCCAAGGGCAAGUCGCGCAGCAAGAAACAAACCAUGAAACAGAUGAACAGUGGGACGGAAGAGGUUUUGGGAUCUAUUGACGACUUCCCCUGA